This is a messenger RNA of Thunnus maccoyii (southern bluefin tuna), 3039 nucleotides long. It is a transcript of the gene trim63b, whose product is annotated as tripartite motif containing 63b. Bases 1554 to 2615 code for a protein of 353 amino acids. NCBI's taxonomy places the organism in Eukaryota, Metazoa, Chordata, Actinopteri, Scombriformes, Scombridae. The record is from RefSeq and is a predicted model, not a curated record. Gene Ontology annotation, molecular function: zinc ion binding. The transcript has a single exon.
CGCAGCUUAAGCUAUGAUGCAACCCAGCCGAGGGGAAAUAAAAUAUGUUGGAAAAUACAGUGAGUGAAUUUGACUGUCUAUAACAUCAUGUCCAGCAAUGUGACAUAUUAGUAUAUAUGACAUAUUAGUAUAUUAGUAUCAAGAAGGCUAGUUCAGGUAGUUACAACCCAAUAGUCUGAAUAAGAUCAUCACUUAACACGUAUUUACACUAUUGUAAUGUAACUGAAUAUCUAAAUAUUUCAGUUGUCUCUUGAUUUCACUCAUCUAUUUUAUUUCUAACAUCUAAAGAAUAAUUUUGAGAAAAAUCCUUAUGAAAUUAUUGCUCUCAUGCUCACAAUUGUUGGGGCAUGUGUGUCAUGUGUCGGUUCCCUUGUGCAAGAGUUUAAGAAUAGCUUAUCAGUCAUGUUCACGUUACAUCAUGUUGAUCUGACAUGGAUGCUUACGUACAAUAUGUCAUGAGACACUUUGACGCUGAUGAUAAUUGUUUGUUAGAUGUGGUGAAUGUGAGUAAAUAAGAUGUAAAUAUAUUCAAUUUAUUGUUUCAAAGUUAAGAAAGUAGCACAUUCAUCCGUAAAGAAUAAUUUAUAUGAUAAUGUUCUUAUCAUCAUGUCAAUUGGUGUUUACUGUUUAUACCCUUUCUGACCAAGUUAAGACCAUGAUUUUGUCAUUGGUUGCCAUAAGUAUUACUUCAUAGAAUUUGAAAGAUACCAUUGAAAAUUUUAUUUUAAAUGACCGACUGUCAAACAGUCAGAAACCCCAAAGAUAUGACAUUUAUAAAGAAGCAAAGAAAAGUGAAUCCUCACAUUUGAAAAUCAUUUAUUAGCAAAUAGGUUGUAUUUUUACUUGAAAAAGACUUUAAUUUAAUGUAGUAGUUGACUCCGUAAAGAUGUAAUUAAUUAUCGAAAUUGUCAUGAUUUUUCUGUCAAUUUAAUAUCAUUGGUCAAUUGAAAUUUAGGUGGUCAUGUUAAGAGUGUAUGAAAAACAGCGGUGUUUACUGUGGUAAAUAAAACAGGUUAUAUGAACAGUAAACAUGGAAAAUGACAGCUAAUCUCAACAAGUGAUAAAAUGGUCAAAACAACAAAGUCACAGGAUGUUCACACUGACUUGUUUACCAAUUGGACUGAGCUCCUUCUCUCAGGUAGGGCUCCUCAGUCACAUGGACCCUGUUUGUAUCUCUGCUCAUUCUGACUUCUGUCACUUUUAGAGGGGACACAGUGCCUACUAGGACAUGUGACAUAUGCAGCACUGGGGAGGUGGGGGCCAAUUCUCUGAAAAGAUCCCAGGCCAGCAAGCAGGCAGGAAUGUGUGCUCUGGUUGGUCAAAAGGAUCGGGUGUCACCAGCUGUGAGGGGCUGGUAUAAAGGACAGAGCUGCUAGCUCUCAGCCAGAAUAGAUAUCGGCAUUUCACAAGCAACAGCAUACACUAAAGAGUCAGGGUCUGUCCUUUAUUUUGAUAACUUGUUGAAACUGACGGAGAGAGUAAACCUUGUACUUCUCUCUUCGUGGAAAUUAGGAAACGUUCUGGUCUAGCUGCAGGUAGAGACUUUUUCCAUUAUGGAUUUGCAGAGGACAGGAUCUGUGGUUCGACCCCCCAGCCCCAUGGAUAGCCUUGAGAAGCAGCUGAGCUGCCCCAUCUGCCUGGACAUGUUCACUAAACCUGUGGUCAUCCUACCCUGCCAACACAACUUGUGUCGUAGUUGUGCAAGUGACCUCUAUGACUCACGCAACCCAUACCGUUUUUCUGGUGGUGUCUUUCGCUGCCCUACAUGCCGGUUUGAGGUCGUGCUUGACCGCCAUGGUGUACACGGGCUCCAGCGCAACCUGUUGGUUGAAAAUAUCAUCGACAUCUAUAAGCAGCAGCAAGAAGGUAGUGGCAGUGGAAGCCCAGACAACUCCCUGAAGCCUAAAGAGUCCAAAGAACCGAUGUGCCAAGAACACGAAGACGAGAGAAUCAACAUCUAUUGCACUACCUGUCAGGUACCCACUUGCUCCAUGUGUAAAGUGUUUGGGCAGCACAAGGACUGUGAGGUGGCACCUCUAGAAAGUGUUUACCAGGCCCAGAAAGGUGAACUGAGUAAUGCUAUUGAUACCCUGGUGGCCAGCAAUGGGCGCCUGCAAGCUCUGCUCAACCAGAUGGAAGAUGCCUGCCGUGCUGUACAGGAGAAUGCUCAGUGUGUUAAACAAGGCCUAGCUGAACGCUUUGACCUAUUAUAUGCUGUCCUGGAAGAGCGCAAAACCAUACUACUGGAGCAGGUUGGAAAAGAGCAAGAUGAAAAGGUGGCUGCUCUGCGGGCACUGGCUCAACGUUACGGCGAACGACUUCAAGCUAGUUCAGAGCUGACGGAUUCGGCUGUGAGGGCAUUGGAGCAGAAUGGUGCUGCUGAGUUUCUGUUAGCCUCCAAGGGCCUUAUUACACAGACCAAAGAUGCAGCUAAAUGCUCAAUGGGGGAAGAGAGGCCAGAGCCAGGCUUUGAGAAGAUGGACCACUUCACUUUGUCAACAGAGCAUGUUGAAGCAGUCCUUGCAAAAAUGGACUUUGGAUUGGUUGAUGAUGAUGAAUUUGAGGAUGCAGAGGAGGAGGAGGAGGAGGAAGAGGAAGAAGAGGAGGAAGAAUAAUGAAAAUUGAAGUGGUUAGGUUCUAGUAGAAACUACUGUAAUAUGUGCUUUUGAAUGUUUUUUUAACAAGAACAAGAAUGGCAGGGACUCUUUGCAAUUUGAUGUUAAAGAAAUAUAAGGUUACGGAGGAUGUGGGCUAGAAUGGCUUGCCCUUACUUUCUGUGCAAUAUUUAAUAUCAAUGUCGAAUUCAUACCUUUCCUGAACGUUUUAUACUUUUGUACUUUUGAGCCAGUUAAAUGCUGGUGUUAAGUGGAAAAUAGGUCUGUAAAAUAAAUGUAAAUAAAAUGUCUGCACACGUAAUUUUAUUCAUAUGUAGCUUAUGGAAAUAGUUCUUUUGCAUUUUCUCACUUUGUCGAAGUUGAUCUACAUGUAAUCACCAAUUUGGUCUUCAGUGGAACCUGAAAUAAAGCUGCAUGAAAUUAA